CUUCCCCGGGCGGGCUCGUUGCGCAGGCGCGGAGGACCGAAGACUUUGCAAGGCGCCGGAAACUUUAGCGGAAAGUUUACGGGGCGGCUCCCUUAGCUCCGUACCGCCGUCGCCCUCUCGGCAGCAGCCCGUUCCCGACAAAAAGACCAUGUCCAGCUCUUCCAGCGUCGUGGCCAUGAAAAAAGUGGUGCAGCAGUUGCGCCUGGAGGCCAGCGUCAGCCGCGUGAAGGUUUCACAAGCUGCAACUGACUUAAAGCAGUUUUGUCUCCAAAAUGCACACCAUGAUCCCUUAUUAACAGGAGUUUCUUCAAGUACAAAUCCAUUUAGACCUCCCAAAGUUUGUUCCUUUCUCUAACUUGGUGUCUUUCAUUAUCUUCAAAUACCUUUUCAUAUUUGAAUGUAUGAUGAAAGCAGAGUGGAUUGAAACCUGCACAGGAAUAUCAUCUUAAUGUGCCACCUUAGUGCUAGUAAUACUGUUAAUGUUGUCAAGCCUACUACAAUCUACCUCUAUGAACAAACUGUAUGUUAAUUAGAAUAACUUCUGUAUCAUGAGGGAAUCAGUUUUAUACUUAGCAAUAAAGAGUUAACAAUUUUGAAUUUUAGUAGAAAA
This is a messenger RNA of Sphaerodactylus townsendi, 610 nucleotides long. It is a transcript of the gene GNG5, whose product is annotated as G protein subunit gamma 5. The coding region runs from base 149 to 355 and encodes 68 amino acids. The transcript has 3 exons. Gene Ontology annotation, cellular component: heterotrimeric G-protein complex. The record is from RefSeq and is a predicted model, not a curated record. Lineage: Eukaryota; Metazoa; Chordata; Lepidosauria; Squamata; Sphaerodactylidae. Gene Ontology annotation, biological process: G protein-coupled receptor signaling pathway. Gene Ontology annotation, molecular function: G-protein beta-subunit binding.